Messenger RNA from Penicillium bovifimosum, 1770 nucleotides. RefSeq names its product arrestin family protein. NCBI's taxonomy places the organism in Eukaryota, Fungi, Ascomycota, Eurotiomycetes, Eurotiales, Aspergillaceae. The transcript is spliced from 5 exons. The record is from RefSeq and is a predicted model, not a curated record. Gene Ontology annotation, biological process: ubiquitin-dependent endocytosis. Gene Ontology annotation, cellular component: cytosol; plasma membrane; cytoplasm. Bases 1 to 1770 code for a protein of 589 amino acids. Gene Ontology annotation, molecular function: protein-macromolecule adaptor activity; ubiquitin protein ligase binding.
AUGGCUCUCAGCUUCUUCAGCGGUGGCGGAAGCGCCAGCAGCGCCAAGUACUUCGACAUUAGAUUGAAUGACGAAUACAUCGUGUUUCGUGGUGGUGAACAUGAGGCCGCCAGCGCGCAUCUGCGGGGAACUCUGAUUCUCUGCUUAUCGGAGCCACUUACUAUCAAACACCUUCGACUCCAUCUGACAGGAAUGUCGCGUAUAUGCUGGCACCUUCCGUCGACUUCAAGUGGUGGCCGCAAGCCCGUGCGCGAACGCGUGUUUUACGAGAAGACGUGGAAAUUCCGGGAUCCGGGCAAGGGAAAGACUGAAAUUCUUCCUGCGGGGAACUACGAAUAUCCUUUCGAUGUGGUGCUGGAGGGCUCUAUGCCCGAGAGCGUGGAAGGCCUUGCGGACACAUGGGUGAUGUACCGUUUCAAGGCCGAGAUCGGGCGCAAAUACGUCAAGGACAUUGUGGCGCGUAAGCCGCUCAGAAUCAUUCGCACGCUGGAUCCCAGUGCGCUGGAGUUAUCGCACGCAAUGUCGGUGGACAACAUUUGGCCCAACAAGAUCGAAUAUUCCAUUAGUACUCCGACGAAGGCCAUUGUGUUCGGGACUGCAAUCACCGUCGAUUUCACAUUGAUACCCCUGCUUAAGGGUCUGCGGAUCGGACAAAUUACGUCACAGUUGAUCGAAAGCCACGACCUGACUAUGAACCCCGAAGAUCCUGACUCUCUGCGCAAUACAUACAAACAUUCAAGGACGAUCUUGACCGAUGAGCAUGAGCUGGAUGAGGACAAUAUCCAGGUUAUCGACGAAACGGCGGAGGGAUACCAAUGCACGCGCGUUCUAGACAUGCCCCAGACAUUGACCCGGUGUCUGCAAGACGCGGAUACCAGGGGAAUCAAAAUCCGCCACAAGCUGAAGUUCCGCGUUCAGUUGCACAAUCCCGAUGGCCACAUCAGUGAGCUUCGCGCUACGCUCCCAGUGUCCAUCUUCAUCUCGCCUCAUCUCGCCAUCGACGAUAACAACAAUCUCAUCGCGCAAACCCCGCAAACUACACGGAUGGCCGUCGAGGACUUCGCGCACCAGGCACCUCCUCUUUACGGCGAGCAUCUGGUAGAUCAAUUGUACAGCGAUGUGGACCCCAGCGGUUAUCGCACACCAGGCCCCGGUAGUGGUCCUGGCACCCCAUUCACUCCGCUCAGUCGAAACUUGUCAGCUGAGAAUCUCGCCUCAAUGAAUGCGCUAACCAACACCAACAUCUCGGCAUCGGCGCUGCAUCGCCGCCUGACCAGCUUGAACCAGAACUCGGGCAAUCAUGUCACCUUUGGCACAAUUACCCCAGGCGAGCCUGCUCACGGAGCCCAAUCUCCCCCCGACGGCCAUAACAAUACUCGGCAACUGGGCGUCCCCAAUGAUUACUUUAGCCCACCUUCCGGAUCGAACUCACACAGCCACGGCAGCCCGGAACUCUCCCGUCGUCCCUCCGACGAAGUGGACCACGAUGCCUUCCCAUCCGGCAUGGCCACUCCCUUCCACCCCCAGUACGCCGAGGUGGAGACCCUUAGUCGGGUUCCUAGCUACUCGACGGCAGUGCGCUGCGCCGUGCGUCCCCACGACGCUGGUCUUCCCGAUUACACGGCCGCGAUAUCUAGUAGUCUCCCCCAUUAUGACCGCGCCACAGUCGCCUCAGCAGGCUUAUAUGCGCAGUGGCCGUUCCAGCGGGGUUACGACUCCCCUAGAGGUGCCGAAUCACCCCAUCUAUUUCCACUCCGGCACCAAUGCUGA